AUGGCCAGCUCAUCUCUGCCCACCCUGGUGCCUCUGGGCCCUGAGAGCCUGCGCCCCUUCACCCGGGAGUCCCUGGCAGCCAUAGAGCGGCGGGUGCAGGAGGAGGAGGCCCGGCAGCAGCGGAACAAGCAGAUGGAGAUCGAGGAGUCUGAAAGAAAGCCGCGCAGCGACCUGGAGGCCGGCAAGAACCUGCCCCUCAUCUACGGGGACCCCCCACCGGAGGUCAUCGGCAUCCCCCUGGAGGACCUGGACCCCUACUACAGCGACAAGAAGACCUUCAUCGUCCUUAACAAGGGCAAGGCCAUCUUCCGCUUCUCUGCUACGCCCGCCCUCUACAUGCUGAGCCCCUUCAGCAUCAUCAGACGCUGCGCCAUCAAAGUGCUCAUCCACUCGCUGUUCAGCAUGUUCAUCAUGAUCACCAUCCUGACCAACUGUGUGUUCAUGACCAUGAGCAACCCGCCUUCCUGGUCCAAGCACGUGGAGUACACAUUCACGGGGAUCUAUACCUUUGAGUCCCUCAUCAAGAUGCUGGCCCGGGGCUUCUGCAUUGACAACUUCACAUUCCUCCGGGACCCCUGGAACUGGCUGGACUUCAGCGUCAUCACCAUGGCGUACCUGACGGAGUUUGUGGACUUGGGCAACAUCUCAGCCCUGAGAACCUUCCGGGUGCUGCGGGCCCUGAAAACCAUCACGGUCAUCCCAGGGCUGAAGACGAUUGUGGGGGCCCUGAUCCAGUCCGUGAAAAAGCUGUCGGACGUGAUGAUCCUCACCGUCUUCUGCCUGAGUGUCUUUGCGCUGGUGGGGCUGCAGCUCUUCAUGGGAAACCUGCGGCAGAAGUGCGUGCGCUGGCCCCCGCCCUUCAAUGACACCAACACCACGUGGAACGGCAACGACACGUGGAACGGCAACGACACGUGGAACAGCCAUGAGAGCUGGGCCAGCAACUCGACCUUUGACUGGGAUGCCUACAUCAGUGACGAAGGGAACUUCUAUUUCCUGGAGGGUGCCAAUGACGCCCUGCUCUGUGGGAACAGCAGCGAUGCUGGGCACUGCCCCGAGGGUUACGAGUGUAUCAAGGCUGGGCGGAACCCCAACUAUGGCUACACCAGCUACGACACGUUCAGCUGGGCCUUCCUGGCCCUCUUCCGCCUCAUGACCCAGGACUACUGGGAGAACCUCUUCCAGCUGACCCUUCGAGCUGCUGGCAAGACCUACAUGAUCUUCUUCGUGGUCAUCAUUUUCCUGGGCUCCUUCUACCUCAUUAACCUGAUCCUGGCGGUGGUGGCCAUGGCGUAUGCAGAGCAGAACGAGGCCACCCUGGCCGAGGAUCAGGAGAAAGAAGAAGAGUUUCAGCAGAUGCUGGAGAAAUUCAAAAAGCAGCAGGAGGAGCUGGGGAAGGCCAAGCCUGCCCAGGCUCUGGAAGGCGGGGAGGCAGAUGGGGACCCAGCCCACGGCAAAGACUGCAACGGCAGCCUAGACACAUCACUGGGGGAGAAGGGGCCUCCCCGGCAGAGCUGCAGUGCAGACAGCGCUAUCUCGGACGCCAUGGAAGAGCUGGAAGAGGCCCACCAGAAGUGCCCACCGUGGUGGUACAAGUGUGCCCACAAAGUGCUCAUAUGGAACUGCUGCACCCCAUGGAUGAAGUUCAAGAGCAUCAUCCACCUGAUUGUCAUGGACCCCUUCGUGGACUUGGGCAUUACCAUCUGCAUUGUGCUCAACACCCUCUUCAUGGCCAUGGAGCAUUACCCCAUGACAGAGCACUUUGACAACGUGCUCACCGUGGGCAACCUGGUCUUCACCGGCAUCUUCACAGCAGAGAUGGUACUGAAGCUCAUCGCCAUGGACCCCUACGAGUACUUCCAGCAGGGCUGGAACAUCUUCGACAGUAUCAUCGUCACCCUCAGCCUGGUGGAACUGGGCCUGGCCAACGUGCAAGGGCUGUCCGUUCUCCGCUCCUUCCGACUGCUGCGGGUCUUCAAGCUGGCCAAGUCGUGGCCAACGCUGAACAUGCUCAUCAAGAUCAUCGGCAACUCGGUGGGCGCUCUGGGCAACCUGACGCUGGUGCUGGCCAUCAUUGUGUUCAUCUUCGCCGUCGUGGGCAUGCAGCUGUUUGGCAAGAGCUACAAGGAGUGCGUGUGCAAGAUCGCGGCCGACUGCAGCCUGCCCCGUUGGCACAUGCACGACUUCUUCCACUCCUUCCUCAUCGUCUUCCGCAUCCUGUGCGGGGAGUGGAUCGAGACCAUGUGGGACUGCAUGGAGGUGGCCGGCCAGGCCAUGUGCCUCACAGUCUUCCUCAUGGUCAUGGUCAUCGGCAACCUAGUGGUCCUGAACCUCUUCUUGGCCCUGCUUUUGAGCUCCUUCAGUGCCGACAGCCUGGCCACCUCAGAUGAGGAUGGCGAGAUGAACAACCUGCAGAUCGCCAUUGGGCGCAUCAAGUGGGGCAUUGGCUUUGCCAAAGCCUUUCUCCUGGGACUGCUGCAUGGCAAGAUCCUGAGCCCCAGGGAAAUUAUGCUCAGCCUCGGGGAGUCUGGGGAGCCCGGGGAGGCCGGGGAGAGCGCCCCAGAGGACGAGAAGAAGGAGCUGCCGCCCGAUGAGGGCGACAAGGACCUGAAGAAGGACAAUCACAUCCUGAACCACGUGGGCCUGGUUGACGGCUCUCCCCCCAGCAUCGAGCUGGACCACCUCAACUUCAUCAACAACCCCUACCUGACCAUUCACGUGCCCAUCGCCUCCGAGGAGUCCGACCUGGAGAUGCCAACGGAGGAGGAGACCGACACUUUCUCAGAGCCUGAGGAUGGCAAGAAGCCACCGCAGUGCCUCGAUGGGAACUCCUCCGUCUGCAGUACCGCCGACUAUAAGCCCCCCGAGGAGGACCCCGAGGAGCAGGCUGAAGAGAACCCCGAUGGGGAGCAGCCUGAGGAGUGCUUUACGGAGGCCUGCGUGCAACGCUGCCCUAUCCUCUACGUGGACAUCUCCCAGGGCCGUGGGAAGAUGUGGUGGACACUCCGCAGGGCCUGCUUCAAGAUUGUCGAGCACAACUGGUUCGAGACCUUCAUCGUGUUCAUGAUCCUGCUCAGCAGUGGAGCCUUGGCCUUCGAGGACAUCUACAUCGAGCAGCGGCGAGUCAUCCGCACCAUCCUGGAGUACGCGGACAAGGUCUUCACCUACAUCUUCAUCCUGGAGAUGCUGCUCAAGUGGGUGGCCUACGGCUUCAAGGUGUACUUCACCAAUGCCUGGUGCUGGCUCGAUUUCCUCAUUGUGGAUGUCUCCAUCAUCAGUCUGGUGGCCAACUGGCUGGGCUACUCGGAGCUGGGUCCCAUCAAAUCCCUGCGGACGCUGCGGGCCCUGCGUCCCCUGAGGGCGCUGUCCCGAUUUGAGGGCAUGAGGGUGGUGAAUGCCCUCUUGGGAGCCAUCCCCUCCAUCAUGAAUGUGCUGCUUGUCUGCCUCAUCUUCUGGCUCAUCUUCAGCAUCAUGGGUGUCAACCUGUUCGCCGGCAAGUUCUACUACUGCAUCAAUACCACCACCUCUGAGAGGUUUGACAUCUCCGAGGUCAACAACAAGUCCGAGUGUGAGAACCUGAUGCACACAGGCCAGGUCCGCUGGCUCAACGUCAAAGUCAACUAUGACAACGUGGGUCUAGGCUACCUCUCCCUCCUGCAGGUGGCCACCUUCAAGGGCUGGAUGGACAUCAUGUAUGCGGCCGUGGACUCCCGGGAGAAGGAAGAACAGCCCCAGUAUGAGGUGAACAUCUACAUGUACCUCUAUUUUGUCAUCUUCAUCAUCUUUGGGUCCUUCUUCACCCUCAACCUCUUUAUCGGCGUCAUCAUCGACAACUUCAACCAGCAGAAGAAGAAGUUCGGAGGGAAAGACAUCUUCAUGACGGAGGAACAGAAGAAAUACUACAAUGCCAUGAAGAAGCUUGGCUCCAAGAAGCCUCAGAAGCCAAUUCCCCGGCCCCAGAACAAGAUCCAGGGCAUGGUGUAUGACUGCGUGACCAAGCAGGCAUUCGACAUCACGAUCAUGAUCCUGAUCUGCCUCAACAUGGUCACCAUGAUGGUGGAGACGGACGACCAGAGUCAACUCAAAGUGGACAUCCUGUACAACAUCAAUAUGGUCUUCAUCAUCAUCUUCACCGGCGAGUGCGUGCUCAAGAUGCUCGCCCUGCGCCAGUAUUACUUCACCGUCGGCUGGAACAUCUUCGACUUUGUGGUCGUCAUCCUGUCCAUCGUGGGCCUCGCGCUCUCCGAUCUGAUCCAGAAAUACUUCGUGUCUCCCACACUGUUCCGAGUGAUCCGCCUGGCCCGGAUCGGGCGUGUCCUGCGGCUGAUCCGUGGGGCCAAGGGCAUCCGGACUCUGCUCUUUGCCCUCAUGAUGUCCCUGCCGGCCCUCUUCAACAUCGGCCUCCUCCUCUUCCUGGUCAUGUUUAUCUACUCCAUCUUCGGCAUGUCCAACUUUGCCUAUGUCAAGAAGGAGUCAGGCAUCGAUGACAUGUUCAACUUUGAGACUUUUGGCAAUAGCAUCAUCUGCCUCUUCGAGAUCACCACGUCGGCUGGCUGGGACGGGCUCCUCAACCCGAUCCUCAACAGCGGGCCCCCCGACUGUGACCCAACACUCGAGAACCCGGGCACCAGCGUCAGGGGUGACUGUGGCAACCCCUCCAUCGGCAUCUGCUUCUUCUGCAGCUACAUCAUCAUCUCCUUCCUCAUCGUGGUCAACAUGUACAUCGCCAUCAUCCUGGAGAACUUCAACGUGGCCACCGAGGAGAGCAGCGAGCCCCUCGGCGAGGACGACUUCGAGAUGUUCUACGAGACAUGGGAGAAGUUCGACCCCGACGCCACGCAGUUCAUUGCCUACAGCCGCCUCUCAGACUUCGUGGACACCCUGCAGGAGCCGCUGAGGAUCGCCAAGCCCAACAAGAUCAAGCUCAUCACGCUGGACCUGCCCAUGGUGCCGGGGGACAAAAUCCACUGCCUGGACAUCCUCUUUGCCCUCACCAAGGAGGUCCUGGGCGACUCUGGGGAAAUGGACGCUCUCAAGGAGACCAUGGAGGAGAAGUUCAUGGCCGCCAACCCCUCCAAGGUCUCCUACGAGCCCAUCACCACCACCCUCAAGAGGAAGCACGAGGAGGUGUGUGCCAUCAAGAUCCAGAGGGCCUAUCGCCAGCACCUGCUCCAGCGCACGGUGAAGCAGGCAUCUUACAUGUACCAUCACAGCCAGGACGGUAGUGGGGACAGUGGCCCGGAGAAGGAGGGCCUGAUCGCCACCACCAUGAGCAAGAUGUACGGCCACAGGAAUGGGAACAGCGGCAUGCCGAGCACGGGUGAGGAAAGGGGCUGGACAGGGGACGCCGGACCUGCCAUUGGGCUCACGCCCAUGAGCCCCUCGGAUGCUGCCCUCCCUCCCUCCCCACCCCUGGGGCAGACAGUGCGCCCGGGGGUCAAAGAGUCUCUUGUCUAG
Messenger RNA from Neomonachus schauinslandi (Hawaiian monk seal), 5457 nucleotides. RefSeq names its product sodium voltage-gated channel alpha subunit 4 (gene SCN4A). The coding region runs from base 1 to 5457 and encodes 1818 amino acids. Gene Ontology annotation, cellular component: axon; voltage-gated sodium channel complex; plasma membrane. NCBI's taxonomy places the organism in Eukaryota, Metazoa, Chordata, Mammalia, Carnivora, Phocidae. Gene Ontology annotation, molecular function: voltage-gated sodium channel activity. The transcript is spliced from 24 exons. The record is from RefSeq and is a predicted model, not a curated record. Gene Ontology annotation, biological process: membrane depolarization during action potential; neuronal action potential; sodium ion transmembrane transport.